Messenger RNA from Fonsecaea erecta, 999 nucleotides. RefSeq lists its product as hypothetical. The record is from RefSeq and is a predicted model, not a curated record. The coding region runs from base 1 to 999 and encodes 332 amino acids. The transcript has 3 exons. NCBI's taxonomy places the organism in Eukaryota, Fungi, Ascomycota, Eurotiomycetes, Chaetothyriales, Herpotrichiellaceae.
AUGGCCGUCGAGCUUGGUGUUACUCAGGGACCUGCGAAUAUUACACAGCACGAAAUGAUUCUAGCUUCGCCUGGCGAGCCGGUCCCCGCAGAACCAUCAUCCGCAAGUCAGAAUUGCCAUACCAAAUCCUGGAGCUUGGACUUAAAGAGAGCUUACAUUGGAGCCUUUGUCAUUUCAAUCUUAAAGCCCUCAAAGUUGAUAAACAAACAAUACCUGAAUGAAUGUGCUGCGAGCUUGGUGGCAGACCCUCAGUAUCCUUCGGACGAAACGCUCCUGCAUGUGGUGCGUUCUCUUCAGAUUUCAGAGCUGACAAGCGACCUUUUCGACCACGGCUCGAAGGAGAAGUUAUGCGGUUUCAACGACGAACAAGUGCAAAUCUUUGUUAAUACACUAUCUAGACAGCUGGAAGAGUCGAAAGCAGCGCUGCCUCCGAGCCUGCGGAGCCUUGGUUACAUCGUUCGCCAGUUCUACAUUGGCCGUGCUUAUAUUCACGAAGUCGGCCUCUACGGCAAUAUCCAGGGACAGCCUCUCUCACUCACCCGCAUGUCCAUUAUCUGCGAAUGCCUCUCUUCCGCUUCCAGAUAUCUUAGCCACGUGCUCGAUUGCUCACUCGAGCAUAUGGCAGACUGGACAUGUUCAGAUUGGCGAUCGAUCAACUUCAUUGUCAUGCUCUCUACGAAGUGUUCCAUCAUUCUCAACUCUAAUCCGAGCUGGGCCACGAGUGACACAUCCCAGCGGGCUGCAUGGUUAGACAAGUGUAUCGAUACGCUGUGUUCUCGUCUGAAUGAAUUCCAGAGCCUGGCGCCUGCAGGUCUCAAUUACUACGAAGGGAAUCACUUUGAAAAGCUUAUAUCAAACUGGAAGGACGUCAAGGCAUACCACCAAAGGUGGAUUCGGGGAAUUUCGCUUUCAGAAGCGGCACCCACAGACUCAGAAUACAGCGACAUAUUUAGCAUCUCCAGCUUUUGGGGUUUCCAGGGGCAGGGUAUUGACGUAUAG